AUGAUUGAACCAUUGAUUGCACUCUGCUCCAUCUUUGCAAUUUGUUCAUUUGCGUAUCAGCAUUGUCUUGCUCAAUGGGUAAGAGAAUGGAAUCACCCACCAAAAAAUGUGCUGGAGUCAGAGGUCAGACGAGGAGUCAGAGGAGUCAGAGGUUCAUCAUUUGGAUCAUUGGACUGUGAAGUUAUCGGUCUUGAGUUGAGACAAGCUUCAAUCUGGGAAAGAAGGGUGGCAACUUCUUCAAAGGUUAAGCAUUCAGUUCCCAUAACUCUAUGCAAGUGGUAUUUUACUGACUUCACACAAGCUUCCCACAGUCCACCCAUAUGUGGAGCAUUCGGUGGUAUGAAAUGCCACUCAAUGCUAUCGGGUAAACAUAUUUGA
Molecule: messenger RNA, 378 nt
Organism: Macrosiphum euphorbiae (potato aphid)
Lineage: Eukaryota; Metazoa; Arthropoda; Insecta; Hemiptera; Aphididae
Source: the annotation of a GenBank genome assembly